Messenger RNA from Mycena citricolor, 845 nucleotides. The record is from the annotation of a GenBank genome assembly. Lineage: Eukaryota; Fungi; Basidiomycota; Agaricomycetes; Agaricales; Mycenaceae.
CCAACAGUCAGCUCUCGAAUGAUGGGAUACUCGUCAAGGUGGGACCAAACUUUGAAACCACCUCCUCCCCACGUCGAACGGAGAGAGGAUUCAGCAUUGUCGGAAUAUCAUAAAUUGCACACCUCUUCCCGCUCAAAUGUCCUGCGCGACGAAGUGGAACCUGCCCAAGUAACGCAUCACCGUCGUUCUUACGAGCAAACAACGGAUUUGGAACGAAGUCGCACCUAUGACAAUCACUCUGCGGGAACGGCAACGUUCGAGAGAGCAGAUGAUGGCAACUCUAGCGCGCGAUCCGUCCAUCGCUCUCGACAUAGAGAUGAUAAACAUUCACGUCAACGAAGUGCAAGCCCGCAGCGCUCUCGCCACCACGCUCGGUCUUCAGGCCACGGCAGAAGCAGGAGCCGAAGCUCAGAGAGCUAUCUCCCUCGGGACCACUCCAUUGUGCUGUCACGCAACCCAACAACCUAUCCGACUCAUCUAGGAUCGUGACUCAUACCGGGAUAAACGCGACCACGACCGUUCUAAACGCAGAGACCACAAGCGCAGAGACAAGGAUGAAGAUGGUUCCGACGAGGAUCGCAAGCGUCGUAAACGGAGGAAGGAGCGGGAACGAGCUAAGGAUGGCGACAAAGAAGAGAGAAGGAGCGCUCUGACUGGCAAGAAGAUCAAGCUCAAAGUGAAGAAGGAAAAGGUGACGACGAACGCGAUGCAAACCGCAAGGACUUGCUCAACUUCCUUAAUGCUAUGUAGCUUGCUCUCGUUAUAAGUAAUACUGGGAAUAUCUAUGCUGACAGGAUUCCCACUCCUUAUGACGAAACUACUCUGAGGCGCGAUCAAGGAAGUGA